This is a messenger RNA of Chinchilla lanigera (long-tailed chinchilla), 4795 nucleotides long. It is a transcript of the gene Sgip1, whose product is annotated as SH3-domain GRB2-like (endophilin) interacting protein 1. Gene Ontology annotation, biological process: clathrin-dependent endocytosis; synaptic vesicle endocytosis; clathrin coat assembly. The record is from RefSeq and is a predicted model, not a curated record. Lineage: Eukaryota; Metazoa; Chordata; Mammalia; Rodentia; Chinchillidae. The transcript has 26 exons. The coding region runs from base 261 to 2828 and encodes 855 amino acids. Gene Ontology annotation, cellular component: clathrin-coated pit; clathrin-coated vesicle; cytoplasm.
AUUGGCCGAGGCGGCGCAGGCGGCGCAGGGCCGGCUCCUGCCUCUGCCUCCCUCCCAGCAUCUUCCCGGGAGCCCGAGGUGCAGCCGCAUCCAUGGCCCGGCUCUCGGCGUAACCCUGUCUCCUUUGGGCUCCGCAGCGCACAGAGCGGACCUGCAGCGGCAACAGCAGCGGCGUGGCCAGGCGCUGGCCGGGACCUGCGAGCGUAUCCUCCUGGGCUUUCUCAGACUCUUCGGAAAUUAAGGAAUGCAAUUCCGCCACCAUGAUGGAAGGAUUGAAAAAACGUACAAGGAAGGCCUUUGGAAUACGGAAGAAAGAGAAGGAUACUGACUCUACAGGUUCCCCCGAUCGAGAUGGAAUUCAGGGGAAAAAAAAGACCCAGAAGACCCAGCUUCUCCUCCGCUCUUGCUUCUGGCUCAGAGCCCUCUCCUUAACUCUGUCUCAGAAGAAAAGCAAUGGCGCACCAAAUGGAUUUUACGCAGAAAUCGAUUGGGAAAGAUAUAACUCGCCCGAGCUAGAUGAAGAAGGCUACAGCAUCAGACCCGAGGAACCCGGCUCAACCAAAGGAAAGCACUUUUACUCCUCAAGCGAAUCAGAAGAGGAAGAAGAGUCACACAGGAAGUUCAAUAUCAAGAUCAAGCCAUUGCAAUCUAAAGACAUACUUAAGAACGCGGCCACCGUGGAUGAGCUGAAGGCAUCCAUAGGGAACAUCGCGCUGUCCCCGUCCCCCGUGAGGAAAAGUCCGAGGCGCAGCCCGGGUGCAAUUAAAAGGAACUUAUCCAGUGAAGAAGUGGCGAGACCCCGGCGCUCCACACCGACUCCAGAACUCCUAAGCAAAAAGCCUCCCGAUGACACUGCAGCCCUCGCGCCCCUCUUUGGCCCUCCACUAGAGUCAGCUUUCGAUGAGCAGAAGACAGAAGUUCUGUUAGAUCAGCCUGAGAUAUGGGGUUCGGGCCAACCAAUUAAUCCGAGCCUGGAGUCACCAAAGCUAACAAGGCCUUUUCCCACUGGAACGCCUCCACCACUGCCUCCAAAAAAUGUCCCAGCCACCCCACCUCGAACAGGCUCCCCCUUAACGGUUGGACCAGGAAAUGACCAGUCAGCCACAGAGGCCCAACCUGAAAGCCUGCCGUCCAUCAGUGACUUGGACAGCAUUUUUGGCCCAGUGCUGUCCCCCAAGUCUGUUGCUGUUAACACGGAAGAAAAGUGGGUGCAAUUUUCUGACACGUCCCCGGAACAUGUUACUCCAGAGCUGACUCCAAGGGAAAAGGUGGCAUCCCCAGUGGCUACAUCAGACAAUCCAGCCGACUCCCCAGCUCCAGGCUCUCCUGGACCCCCAGGGCUGCCGGGUCCCCCAGGGCCCGCUGGUCCUCCUCGCAAUGUACCAUCUCCACUCAAUUUAGAAGAAGUCCAGAAGAAAGUGGCUGAGCAGACCUUCGUUAAAGAUGAUUACUUAGAAACAAUCUCGUCUCCUAAGGAUUUUGGGUUGGGGCAGAGAGCAACCCCACCUCCCCCACCACCACCCACCUACAGGACUGUGGUCUCAUCCCCUGGACCUGGCUCGGGGAGUGGUACCGGGACCACCAGUGGUGCGUCGUCGCCUGCUCGGCCAGCCACUCCCUCGGUCCCUUGCAGUGGCAGCGGCGCUCCACCGCCACCUCCUCCCCGCCCUCCGUCGAGACCAAAGCUGCCUCCAGGGAAACCUGGAGUGGGAGAUGUGUCCAGACCCUUUAGCCCACCCAUACACUCUUCCAGCCCUCCUCCGAUAGCACCCUUAGCCCGGGCUGAAAGCACCUCUUCAAUAUCGUCAACCAAUUCCCUGAGCGCAGCCACCACUCCCACAGUUGUGUCAGAAGAUGAUGUUUUUUAUGACAAACUGCCCUCGUUUGAAAGGCGCUGUGACACGCCUGCAGAGAAUGAACAGCCUUCCCUCGUUUGGUUUGACAGAGGAAAGUUUUAUUUGACUUUUGAAGGUUCAUCCCGGGGACCCAGCCCUCUAACCAUGGGGGCCCAGGACACCCUCCCAGUAGCGGCAGCUUUCACAGAAACCGUCAAUGCCUACUUCAAAGCGGCGGACCCUAGCAAAUGUAUCGUGAAGAUUACUGGAGAGAUGGUGUUGUCUUUCCCUGCCGGCAUCACCAGACACUUUGCCAACAACCCAUCCCCAGCUGCCCUGACUUUCCGGGUGAUAAAUUUCAGCAGGUUAGAACAUGUGCUGCCAAACCCCCAGCUUCUCUGCUGCGAUAACACACAAAACGAUGCCAACACCAAGGAAUUCUGGGUAAACAUGCCAAACUUGAUGACUCAUCUAAAAAAAGUAUCUGAACAAAAGCCCCAGGCCACCUAUUAUAAUGUGGACAUGCUCAAAUAUCAGGUGUCAGCACAGGGCAUUCAGUCCACUCCCCUGAACCUGGCCGUGAACUGGCGGUGUGAACCUGCCAGCACUGACCUGCGCAUCGACUACAAGUACAACUCAGACGCCAUGGCCACUGCGGUGGCCCUCAAUAACGUGCAGUUCCUGGUCCCUGUAGACGGCGGUGUGACCAAGCUCCAGGCUGUGCUCCCGCCAGCCGUGUGGAAUGCUGAACAACAAAGAAUAUUGUGGAAGAUCCCUGAUAUCUCUCAGAAGUCAGAAAACGGAGGGGUGGGUUCUCUUUUGGCAAGAUUUCAGUUGUCCGAAGGUCCGAGCAAACCUUCCCCAUUGGUAGUGCAGUUCACCAGCGAAGGAAGCACUCUCUCCGGCUGUGACAUUGAACUUGUGGGAGCAGGGUAUCGGUUUUCACUCAUCAAAAAGAGGUUUGCUGCAGGAAAGUACUUGGCAGAUAACUAAUAAAAUCUUUUGCAAGGAUUUGAAGGAGUCAAAUAAUGCGGAACUGCUGUAUGACAGACAGGUUUAACUCUGGCUGAACGAGAACUGACUCAGAUCUGCACUUGGGAGGGGUCCACCUGCGAGUCCGUCACUUCGGGCAACGCUGGCCUUCACGCAGUACCAUGGUGGCUGGUCCUACAGUAUUUACUUCUAGGUGUAAUAUUGUUAAUGGUUUUAAAAUGUAAUUAUUGUAUUUGUAAAUUGUACUCAUUCCAGUAAGGCAGUUAGACACUUGAGUUUUAGCAUUUUACUAUUCCUGAAGCGGAUGUAAUUUAAACUGUGGUAUGUAAAUUUAAUAGUAGUACUGUCUGAAUGGCACAAUGCGUCCAGAGGUACACUGCAUUUUGUCAAUACAUAAAAUUUAAAUCUAAUGUUGAUAGCUGUCAGAAAGGGGGUGCCACAUACGAAAAAGCUUAAAUGGAACCAGGAAGAAAAAAAUUGCUUUUCUUCAGUCUAGUAUCUUUUACUCUAGCGCUAAAUAAAAAUUCAAUCUUCGAAUGUUUAGUGGGUUAAAUUCAGAAACUAUUUCAGAGAAAAAAAUUCAAAGGUUACAGCAUAUUCAAAGGAAAGCAUUAAUUACCACUUUUUAAAAAGCUUUUUUUUCAAACUGCAAAUUUCAUAAAAAUGCAAACUGUAAACAGGGCCUCUUAUUUUUAUAACUUAUGUAAAAAAGGGAAAGCACUUCAUAUUUAAAGUUUAAGUAUAUUAAAUUGUAAUCAAGACGAAAGAUGUUGAAGUCUUAACCACUUCCCCCUCUCUCUACAGUUUAGCAAAUGUGGAGAUUGCUGAAUAAUCAGUCAGACUGAAACCAAAAUCAUGAUUUUAAGAUUUCAAGACUUUCCAUAAUUGAACUGGUUAACAACCUGUGCACAAUUAUUCUGAACAGGUAGUCUCUCCCCUCCUGCACAGGAGAAAGAUACCUCAAGUCUUGCUCUUUACCCACAGGAAUAAAAACAUCAAGAAUGAGUAUCUUAGGGGGGAAAAAGUACUUUUUAGUAUCCUAUUUCAAUCCAGGAGAAUUUUAAUUGCCAUCAUUUAUGUAUCAUUUAGGAAGGAACAAACACAGUUUAAAAUUGAAAUUCUAUUCACGUUAUUGUGCAAUAAAUUUCCUGUUGGAUAAUUAAGAGUCAUUGUAUAAAAAUACAAAUCUCUUGUCAUUCUUGGGGAAUGAAGACAAGUGUUAUCUAAGUCAUUUCAUUGUUGCACUAUACAGUAAACAUUGCAAUUCCUCAGUCUGGGAUUAGAGGGAGAACAACUUCAGCUGCCCCAGGUGUAAAACCUUCCCCCGUCACCACCCGAAAGCAUUCGUCUUCCUUAAGUGGUGGGGCUUAUUUUAAAUACAACCAGCUUCACUUCUAGAUUGUGUUAUUCAGUCACUAAAAUUAAGCUGUCACGUCUAUCAUUCCUUGCUAAAUUUCAUCUUCUAUUCACUCAAAUUAGAUAAAGGAUCUUUAGUUCCUUUAAAUUUUGGAACGAAGUUAAAUUUUUUUAAGUCUUCCUUUUGAAAUGAGAUUGUGACAGGCGAUUGUUUAUAGUGGAACUUUUUAAAUUAAUAUUUGUACUCUUUUGUCAGUGCUAGCAAGAGUUCAUGCCGGAAGGUAGGUUUUACCUUCCAGGGAGUCUUACGAGUCACACUCUUAAUCGGCCCCCACAGCGCUCUGGUGCUGAAGUGUUUUCAACAGAUUAAUUAAUAUACUCAUUUUAAGUAGAGACAUUCAAUUUGGUUUUGAAACCAAAAUAGAAAAUUGCAAAAAAUAAUUUACAUCCCAUGAAACCUGUGGAAAUUUAGAACACAAAAACCAAUAAAGGGUAAACAGCAGAAAACUGAGAAUUAUCCAGCAUAUGAAUAUAAACAUGUGUUUUUAAGUAAUCAGUUCAUGAAAACAUAUUGAAUACUAACAAAGCAUAUUAAAAAUGUGUAAAUAUGA